AUGUCAACGUCGACAGCCGAGCUGAAGCGCCUAGCUCAUUCCGAGUACUGGGAUGAGCGCUACGCCAAGGUCGGCCCAGAUGAGCAAGUCCACGAGUGGUUCAGAUCUUUCAACGACCUCAUGCCAUUUUUUGACCGGUAUCUUUUCCAAGUACGAGGGGCGGAGACAGCCCCAAGGAUCCUACAUCUGGGGUCCGGCGACAGCACAAUACCAGAGGAUUUCUCCAAAAUGGGUUACAAGAACCAAAUUUGUGUUGAUUUUUCGACGGUUGUAGUGGAAGCUAUGUCGCUGAGGCAUAGACAUGUUGGGGGCAUCACCUGGGAGCACGCCGACGUCCGUUGCAUGGAUCAGAUCCCGUCCGAGUCGGUAGAUGUUGCCUUUGAUAAGGGGACAUUAGAUGCUAUGAUAUAUGGCAGCCCUUGGGAUCCGCCCGACGAGGUUCUCGACAACACUGGUAGAUACGUUCGAGAGGUCUUUCGUGUCCUCAAGUCCGACGGCACGUUUAUUUACGUGACUUAUCGGCAACCUCACUUUAUAAGACCUCUUCUCAACUGUAAAGGAGUGGACUGGGAUAUUAAAGUGGACAUACUGGGUGGCUCCGAGAGCUCCUUCGACUACUCUGGGUUUAUACUGACGAAAGUUCCACCAUCAGCAGCGAAGCCAGCGGAAGCCGAGACAGAGAAAGGAAGCUCUAGCUGA
Messenger RNA from Cladophialophora psammophila CBS 110553, 699 nucleotides. RefSeq lists its product as uncharacterized. Lineage: Eukaryota; Fungi; Ascomycota; Eurotiomycetes; Chaetothyriales; Herpotrichiellaceae. The coding region runs from base 1 to 699 and encodes 232 amino acids. Gene Ontology annotation, molecular function: S-adenosylmethionine-dependent methyltransferase activity. The record is from RefSeq and is a predicted model, not a curated record. The transcript has 3 exons.